CACAGUCAAUGGAAAUUCGUAGAUGCAGAAUGGCAGAUGCUCCCUUCUCUUCCUUGGGAGGGUGAUUUGAAUGAGCUGGAUGUAAAUUACGGUGCACCACUGCAUUAGAGGACCGGAUUUGUGUCGGUGUGAGAUAUAUAGCCGCGCGCGACCUGGAAAAGGUGUUCUCGAGGAGCUGACAGGAGAUCGCUGCACUAAACUACAUCAGUGAUCAGUUUGGGUCUAAAAGCUAUCAGUGACUUUUUGACAGAUUCACAUUGCUCAACGUAAGGUGACGGGUCUUCAUUGGCUAUCACACUUCAUGCAUUAAAGACAAACAAAGCUUAAGUUACCACGUCUUAGUGGACUACCAUAGUCAGUCAGGCAUACAGCACUAAAAUAGGAUUUUUAUUCCAUAGUUGUCAGAAGUCAAAGAGCAUUUUUUUCCUCUCUUUAUGGAUUAGUAUAUGUUUUUAUAUUACCCCCAUCUUAAAGGAUGGUUCAUACAUAAAAAACAAUACAGAAGUGCACAUCAAAGCCAUUCAUUCAUCGGCGGAACAUUGAGCAUCAUUGAGGUUGCCAGGAAACCGCAGUCACAGCAUCCGUUAAUGCCACAGUUUUGUCAACUCUGAUGGUCAUUUUGAGGACAAACUCAUUGUAUGUUCACUGCUACUCCCUGAGCAGUUCGAGCCAAUCCGAGCGUGGCAAAAUCAUGUUAACACAGCUCUGUCGCUUUUGUCUGGCCGCCUCUGUUACCGUUACACCAUCCAACCUACAGUUCUAUCUUUGAGAGAGUCACACAGAGUUGUCGUGUAUUACCGCAUCCUGAUCUGAGAGAAGCAGACAGCCGUCGGGCGAGAGCAGCUGCCAUGACAGGGGUGGGGGCAGAGGAUGACAUCCCUCUCUGUGAGAGGAAAACUGUCACAGACUUCUGCUAUCUCCUGGACAAGUCCAAACAGCUUUUCAAUGGCUUGAGGGAUUUGCCUCAGUAUGGACACAAGCAGUGGCAGUCCUAUUUUGGCCGAACAUUUGAUGUAUACACCAAGCUGUGGAAGUUUCAACAGCAGCACAGACAGGUUCUUGACAACCGGUAUGGUCUCAAGAGGUGGCAGAUAGGCGAGGUCGCCUCAAAAAUUGGCCAGCUGUAUUACCAUUACUACCUCCGCACCUCAGAAACGAGCUACCUAAAUGAAGCCUUUUCUUUCUAUUCGGCCAUUCGCCAACGAUCAUACUACCACCAAGUCAACAAAGAAGACAGGCCAGAGCUGGUGGUAAAAAAGCUGAGGUAUUACGCUCGAUUUAUCGUUGUUUGUCUGUUGCUCAACAAGAUGGACCUGGUUAAAGUGUUGGUCAAGGAGCUUUCAGAGGAGAUUGAAGACUACACCCAACGCUUCAACACAGAGGACCAGCUAGAGUGGAACCUGGUGCUGCAGGAGGUGGCUGCUUUUGUGGAGGCAGAUCCACUCAUGAUCCUAAAUGAUGACAAUGCUGUAGUGGUCUUAUCCAAUCGGCUGCAAGAGGGGGGCGUGCCCCCGCUUGAACAGGGCAUGGUGGUUGGCCAGCUCACCUUGGCAGAUGUGCUCAUCAUUGGCAACUGUAACAAUCAGGUGAAAUUUAGUGAGCUGACCAUCGAUAUGUUCCGUAUGCUUCAAGCCCUUGAACGGGAACCAGUCAACCUCGCCACACAGAGCUCCAAGCCAGGGACACUUGUAAGAGAAGACUCUUACACUCUUCCUGUCACUCUCUAUGAGCCCAAUGAAAAGUCAGCCAAGAGAGAGAACCCUCAUAAAUAUCUCCUCUACAAACCAACCUUCAGCCAGCUUUACACUUUUCUGUCUGCCUCCUUCAAGGAGUUGCCAGCCAAUAGUGUACUGCUGGUGUAUCUAUCUGCCACUGGAGUUUUCCCCACUGGACGCUCAGAAUGUGAAGGACCAUAUGAUUUUGGAGGUGUCCUGACCAAUACUAAUCGAGAUGUGGUAAAUGGUGAGAUGGUGCAGAAGAGAAACCAGGCACAAAAAGAGAUGCACUGCCUACACCCAGGAGACCUAUUCCCCUUCACCAGGAAACCUCUGUUUAUCAUUGUCGACUCAUCCAACAGCACAGCUUAUAAGAAUUUCUCAAAUUUUUUCGGCCAGCCGCUGGUAUGCCUGCUUUCUCCGACAGUAUAUCCGAAGAGCAUGCAAGACCAGUCUCAGCGUGGGAGUCUAUUUACUCUCUUUCUCUACAACCCCCUCAUGGGCUUCCUGUCUGUCUGUGGACUGACCAGCAUGCGCUAUGGAUUGUGGGAAAAGGCCCAGGAACUCCUGCGGAAGCUUUUCCAUGACAUUGGCCAGAUGAUCACCAGUUCGCGAGUCGUAGAUCAAGCCUACCUACAAUUUUAUGGAGAUGAGUUUCUGCGUCUGCUGAUGAUCCGUUUCGUGUUUUGCUGCACCACUCUCAGAUUACAUAAGCUCUUCCGGGAAGCGAGGAGUUUUCCAGAAUCGUAUCCCCCGUUGCCUAAACAGGAGAUGGUGGAGAGCAGCCUUCUACAGAAACAUGUGCUGGAGCUGGCAGCCAUGUUGGACAUGCAAAAUCUCUUCUGUGAUGGCAUGUUGGAUAACUAUUGAUCACAUGGUGGCACCAUGCCAACUUGCAGAUACAUGCGCACACCAACAUACACACAGGCACAUGCAUACACAAUUUGUACAUAGUUUCAUCUGAAUUAACUUGCUGGUUGUUUAACCUUUAAACAUUUAGUUAGUUUAAUAACUAUUCAAGAGAAAUGUCUCAUCUUUGUGGGCAGAUAUUUACAGUUUGUCAUGUUCACAUCUAUUUCUAGAUUUUAAGGAACUACAGACACCCAGAUGCAAGUGUAGCUCCUGACAUACAGGAGAACACAUCGAUUAAAUACAUGCAUGCACCGUAUGGUUGUAUGGUCAUUCAGACCUGUUGAGGGCAGCUAUUGCAGUUUCAGUAGGUGGUUAGAGAGUACAAGAUAACAAGGGUAAUUGUGGCCAAUUACAGAUCGAGAGUAACAAAAGUCUGCGAAACAAUUUUUAUGUCAGUUGGUGGAAUUCCAGGGAGAUACUUCCAAAAGUUUUAAGAUGAGCCUAAGGCUUUGGCAAAACACAUUUUGGAGAAGGAAGUUCGUUUUUUCCUUCUCAACACUUUUGACUGCAACAUUCACACAACUUUUCCAUCAGGAGCGUGCUGCAUGUUUGCAUUUAUUUGCUCCGAUGUUUUAUUUUUAUGUCUUUCCUUUUUGUUUGUUUUUGUUCAUUGAAAUCUGUUUGUUUUUCCGUCUUACAUACAUUUUUGUGGACUUGAGCCUGGUCUUUUGAAGGAGGUUCACUGUGCUAUGCCUCUUUUAUUUCAGUCAUCAGCUAACUGGUACCUCCAUUUUUAUUAGGGCUGCAACUAACGAUUAUUAGAAUGAUUAUUCGGCAAUUAUUGCAAUGAUUAAUCAUUAGCUAUUUACCGAUUAUUCAGCUUGUGCACUGACUUAAAAGGUUGUAUUAAAUGUGCUUACUAACAAUAAACAGGAAAAAAAAAAUAAUCUUUUAAAAAUACCUCUAAAUGACAUUUACUGAAUUAAAAAGGAAAAAUACUUUUAAGUUUAAUUCAGUAAAGUCCCUUUCAAAAAAAUCCUAUAGUUAUCAAGUGUUUUUGUCUUGUUUUCCAUUUGAAAUUGUCUAAAAAUCCUUAAAACAAGAUACAUUUACUUGAGAAGCAACAUAUAAGAUAUUUAGACUUGAUUUUAGAGAAUGUAUCUUAAAUAUAAGUAUAUUUUGUAUAUAAGUGUUUUCACUUGGUUAUACUUCUGCAAGUGCAAAUAUACUUAUAUUCAAGAUCUGUUCUAUAAAAGCAAGUCUAAAUAUCUUAUAUGCUGCUUCUCAGGUGAAUGCAUCUCUUUUUAAAGGAUUUUUAUAUGUUUUAAAAUAUUUGUAUUUUUAAUAUUAUAUUCAACAUUCUCAGAUUAAAAAAAAAAAAAAGUGUUCUUCAGUAUAGCUGCUAAAGAAAAUGUACAUUGUUUUAAAGGAGUUUUAGAUAUUUAUAUCGGAAAACAAGCCACAACAAAAACAAAUAAAACAUUUAUUUUGUUUCAUUGUAAUGGGGUGAAGACUACUCUCUCUAAUCUCUCUGUUCACUUCAAUCCAUCUUUAACGCACAAAAAAAAAACUCAUUAAUAAAGCCGCGUAUUGCCAAUUUUCUUCACAAUAAGAAGUGUACAGUGACAUAUUAUGAUUCAGUAAAUCGUGAGCCAUCACGUUAUAAUCUAGCUGCAUUAAGCGCACGCUCGAGGAAUGAGCGUACCCGCGACAGAGUUUGCAUCAGCCGGGUGCAGAUUCAAUCUCUUCCCCCUUAGAUCGGGACAUUCACGCAACUCAUAGAAGAGGCGCUGACCGCACAGAGAAAUGCCAGUUUCGGAGUUUGAAGUUAUUUAUAUGAUCUGCUUCCGUAUUAUCUGAACUUUAAUAAAGCUAUAACGCAUUAAAUAGAACUGCAUUAAAGAUGUAAUGCCAUGUGUUUCCUUUAAAGAGCUCUGGCUCCGCUUAUUCCACAAUGAGAGUGCUUCUGUAUUUAUUUAUUUGGUAUUUUUGCAUUAUAAUUCCCUCAUACGUUGUGAUCUACAUUACAUGAAGCUGUGAAAGUUUAGAGUGCAUCUGGACUGUGAGCUGUUUUCUUCCUUUCCUCAGUCACGCGCGAGGUGCAAUGCUGCUCUCGCAUGUCAACAUUAGAAUUUAAUGUGAUCUCAUGUUACAUUAAAUGAGAUCUAUUCGACAACAAAUAAUUUUGUGGACAACGUCGACUAAUCGUUUCAGCCCUAAUUUUUAUAAACCGUUUUGUCAAAACAGAUUAUUUUUAGCAUGCCUCAGUAGUGUGGUAAGCCCAUACUUACAUAGCUGAUGUAAAAACUUAAUGUCUAAUUCCAUGUGUGCAGUGGACACCAAUAGCCAACAAAGUUCUCUUUUAUAAAGUCACAGAGCCGUACAUGCUAAUAUUCCUGUAUAUAUGUGGUUAUAUAAGUUAAUGUGAUGCAGAUAUGUGUAUGUCUGGGUUAUCGUCGUGGCAGAUAUGUGAAAAGAUGGCCCUCUGCAUGUGACAGAGGCAGUGUUCUUUUGUCUAAUCUGUGAACGGACCAUGCCACUGUCUCAACUGCGCACCAUCCCUGCUACUAUACAAAAAGGGCAGUCAGCUGACAUUCCAAGGAUCACUGGCAAAAGUGAGUUUGGUGGAAUGGCUGUGUUCCUCUUCACAAUCCAUCUGUCUCAAGGACAAGUACACUGCGUCAGUCUAAUAAGAAGUGAUGUGAUCAGUGUUUCGUUGGUUUCAUUCCGUUAUGAUGAUGUUGAUAAUUAUGAUAAUAAUACCCUUGCACUUUACUUGCACUAUUUAAGUUUCUGAUGUUAUUUAUUGUGCUGUUGGGAGGAGGCAUGUCUGAUCAUUCCAUUAUAUCAUACUUGUUUGAGAAUGGCAAGUAACUCAUCACUUUCUCUAUACUUAAAUGUCAAACAUUCAGGCUUUGAUCCAUGACAACAGCGAUUUUUCAAAGUUUACCAACUCUGAACUACUAGUUUGAUCAUGGCCAGUCAAAUGGGACCAAAAUAUUCUUGCAUGUGGAGAGCACAAGGUCCCAUUAACUAUUCUCCCUGUAGUCCAGCAACUCAACCCAUGCCAUUCAAUCAUACUUAUAUUUCUGCACAUUUGCAAAUCUUGUCCGAAACAUUGCUUGUGACACAAAGAUCGCUGCUUCCACCAACUUUUUUGAAUAAUCCCCUUUUUAGGAAAAAAAAAAGUUUGCUGAACAAAUCACUGCCAAACAAAAUCAACUUUAACAUGGAACUUCCACUGCCCAAAUUAUGCAGACAGCCACAAAUUGUUUCAUGCUUUUUUAUGCCGUUUUAGCUAGCCAAAAGAAGGAGAGCUGGAUAGAGAUGAGGAGGGAAACAGAUGGUGAAUGUCACCGUUUCCCCUCUGUCAAGUUGUCUGACCUUGAACUGGUUGGCUGUGAAAUGUUUUUGCCUUUAUUUCAUUUGUUAGUAUGUGUGGUUUUAGUUGAUUUAUCUUCCCAACUUUCUAUAAAUUAGCCUUGUAAAUUCUUGCUGAUACUGUCGCUUUUUAGUGCUGUAUUCACACCACACCAUUUAGCUGAGAGCACAGGUAAAUAGACUAUAAGCACUUAUGCAUGAAAUGUAUGGCAACAAAACAACUAACAACCUAAAAUUGAGGGGAAAAUGCAAUGCCCUUUUUUUUUUAUAUGAAAAAAUUAUUUUAAGCGUUUUGUUACGAAGACAAUAAUCAAUUAGCCACAAGACAUUUCUGUAGUAUGUUAACAAGGCAUUAAAUAUUGAUGCCCCCCGCUACAUUUCAGUGCCACAAGUAAAUGGUGGCCAUGAUUUGAAAGAACAAAGAAAAUAAACUUUUCUAUUGUAAACAUGGUUUGUGGGGCCAGAUUUAAGGUGUAGUACGGGUGAUUUCUACCAGUUCCUACUGUUGUGGGAGGGAACAUUUUUAAGAGAUGUAAUGGUCAGAAUACUCUUUCUUUAUAAGUUAAGGGGUUCUAGAGUUGCUAGUUGAACAUUCUUGCAUUGUCCAAUUGUCAUGUGUUUUUAAUCACUUAACUGUUUUGUCUUAUCUGUUGCCAAAUUAUAUUUGAUGUUUGUUGUUAAAUGCAGAAAAAAAGAACAAAGGAACAAAAAUGUGAUGAUACCAAAUCAUGCAAGUUUUUGUUUUUAAGAAUGCUAUUUAAGAACAUUAAAAAGUGUUUUGCUUAA
This is a messenger RNA of Myxocyprinus asiaticus (Chinese sucker), 6734 nucleotides long. Its product is annotated as protein SCAI-like. The coding region runs from base 849 to 2585 and encodes 578 amino acids. Lineage: Eukaryota; Metazoa; Chordata; Actinopteri; Cypriniformes; Catostomidae. The record is from RefSeq and is a predicted model, not a curated record. Gene Ontology annotation, cellular component: nucleus. The transcript is spliced from 17 exons. Gene Ontology annotation, biological process: DNA-templated transcription. Gene Ontology annotation, molecular function: transcription corepressor activity.